This is a messenger RNA of Drosophila montana, 977 nucleotides long. RefSeq names its product microtubule-associated protein Jupiter-like. The record is from RefSeq and is a predicted model, not a curated record. The transcript is spliced from 3 exons. Bases 193 to 783 code for a protein of 196 amino acids. Lineage: Eukaryota; Metazoa; Arthropoda; Insecta; Diptera; Drosophilidae.
AACACAACGAAAAUCAUUUAAACAACAACAAAAAAAAACAAACUAAAAAAAAGUCAUUGUGCUUUAUUUAUAUAUUUUGUAAAGUCACUUGGGCGAAAAUCGUAAUAAAUUGAACAAGCUGCGCUAAAUAAUAUAUAUAUAAAUAUUUUAUAUAUAGAUCAUAUAUUGUUUACCAGCCCAGCCCCACUCAAUAUGAGCACAAAAGCUCAGGAUAUACAAGGACCACCACUUGCUUUCGAACGUGAUCCGGCGUGUCCAUUAUCAGCCGUACCCAGCGCCGAGUCGGAGCCGCCAGUUGAUAUAUUGGACAUUGAUCGGCCCUGCAAAGAUAACGAUAUCGGGCCCGUGCCGCUCGAUAACUAUACAUUCAGCGAGUCGGACAAGCACGACGUCUGUCUGCAGAGUCGCCGCGACUCGAGCACCAAUCCGGAUCGCCCGUAUUCGCUGAACAACAUGGACCCGGAGCCGGAUCUAAAGGAGCCCCUCGGCCCCUGUGGCGAUUAUGUCGAACAGUCGCAUACGCCGUGCAUCAAGCUCGAUAACAAGGAUAACUUCUAUUCGCGCAAUCCGAUAACUGGCUCCGGACUGAACGGCGACGGUGUCGGCGGUCUCAAGCCAAAGAAGCUCAAGAAUCGAGAGGGCAAUCCAGUUACUGGAGAGGGUUAUAAGCCGGGUGCAACUGAUUUUAUACAGCCGGCGAUUAAGGAGGGCAGCCAGCCAAUGAAUAGCAACAACAAUGGUAAUCGUGUUCCACCCGGCGGCUAUUCGUCGGGUCUUUGGUAAUUUGUACAAAUUUUCGCCAGCCCUGCAAACCAACACGUUCAAUAUAACAAAACGCAUGGAAAUUAUAUAUAUGUAUAGAUUGCAAACGGGAGCGCUUCCCUCACUCUCCGCGAUUUGCAUACCUUGAGGUUCAGCAAGCUGCAGCAGAGCAAAAAACACGAAGGAUAAGACAGCUUUCAAAGGACGAGCUGUUC